AGAGCCAGAUUGCUAAAUCGUCGCUCCGAAGUGAUCGCUCGCAGGCAGUCAACAUCUUGCUAACAGUAACGGAAAAUGUAUGAAGGUCGUGUGGAUCGCUUGUCCUCUAUCAUCAAGGACAAAAAAUACCCUUCAGAGUACUGUACAGUAGAGGUUCAAUAGCGGUACGUCCUACUUCCCUCAUAAACGGCUAAACCGCGCCUUUUCAUUGCUUACCUCUCCGAGAACAAAAACGCGUUUGGUUCUUGCUCAAAGAACAUUCUUUGAUUCCUAAAUAUCAUUUUUUCCCAUCUUUAAAUGGUACCCAAUUCGCAAAAUUUACGGAUUAUUGUUCUUCCUACUUUGAUCUGCUCUACAAUCUAUUCCUUUAUCAAAAAAUUAUACUUCCGACCAUCUGGGCAUUGUUAAUUCUACCUUAAUGUUUACUCUCUUUCUGGGUUUUCUUCUGGGGGCGUUGACGGUUAUCGUCGUCGAAGUUCUGGGUUUCCUUCACAUCCUGGAUCGAUUGGCCCGGAAAAAAGAAGUCGGGCGGAGGAAAUCCCUAUCAGAUGGUGACCUCGAUUCUGAACAGUCUAUUGCCUUCGCUUACAACAAGCAGGGGGUUGUUUGGGUAUUAGAAUCAGAAAGGGUUUCAAAGCUUUGGCCUGAGGAGAAAGUGCUGAGGGAGCAAAAAAACAAGGAGAUCUUGGAAGUUUCCCCUGUAAAAAAACAUGCUAAAAUUAAAAACCGGUCACUUGUCUUGACAGAUCCAGAUGGUUCUCAGGCAACUAUUCAGCUUGUGGGUUGCAUAGUUCUAGCUGUUUCUGGCUCAAAUCUAUCCUCAAAAAAGUGGGCCAAAAGGUACCCGAUUAAAGUGGAAAGCAGGGACUCGGUAAUUUACAAUGGAAGUAAAACUUUUUAUGUGUAUCUUGAGACUUCUUGGGAGAAGGAAGCAUGGUGUAAAGCACUCCGUUUGGCUGCUACCUCUGACAAAGAAAGAGUAUACUGGUACGCCAAGUUGAAUGCUGAGUUCCAUGAUUAUUUGGCAUCCUUAGUCGCAGGAUACCCUUCAUUGAUAAAACCAUCAAUAGGCUUUUUCGGUGAGCCAACAGAUAGAGCAAAUGGGCUUGAUAGCUCUUCUUCAAAGGUUCGUCUCUUUCUGAAAAAGCUUGCAAAGAAGGCUUCUAGAAGUGCUAUUGAGAAUAAGUCAAGUUGGACUUCAUUAUCAGUCCGAGAAGAGAGAAGGAUUGGUGAGAAAUCUCAUUCAGUCCAAGAUUUAUCCUUGGUCAGUGGGUUGAAUGCUCCUUCAAUAGAUAAAUCUGUAAAUACUAGCUUGGAGGAAGAUAUCACACUUCCAUUACCAUCAGCAUUUACUCACUCAGGAAGCCAAAAUCAAACUUCUAUUUCCGAAGCAGAUUCUGACAAAAAAUUUGGUGUUGAUGAGGGAACACUUUGUUGGAAUUUGUUAAUGUUUCGUCUUUUCUUUGAUGCAAAAAGAAAUGCAGACUUGAAAAGUUUCAUACAAGCACGAAUUCAGAGAACAUUGUCCAGUAUGCGGACUCCUACUUACAUUGGUGGAGUCACAUGUACUGGAUUAGAUCUUGGGAAUCUUCCUCCUUAUAUCCAUAACAUGAGGGUUCUUCCCAUGGACAUCCAUGAGGUCUGGACCAUGGAAAUUGACAUUGAAUAUUCGGGUGGUGCAACAUUGGAUAUUGAAACAAGACUUGAAGUUCGUGAACCAGACUUCCAAAAAGGCAUACUGAAUACGAGUUUGGAAUCGGAUUCUGUUGGAGAGGCAAGUUCAGACCUUCUUGAGGGUUUUGAAAAUUUUGGGAACCAAUUGAAGCUCUCUGAGGAGGCGGAUGACAAAAUAGAGAGGAGGGAUGAUGUGGAUGAUAAGUUUGAUGGGUUGAGGAACUCAAAGAGCACAAGUUGGACAUCAAAUUACAAAUCAAGGUGGAAAUCAAUAUUAAAAUCCAUUGCCAACCAAGUCUCUCAGGUGCCUCUUUCUUUGGCAAUAAGGGUUGCAUCAGUUCGAGGAACAGUGCGAUUGUUUAUAAAGCCACCCCCUUCUGAUCAGUUGUGGUUUGGGUUUACAUCAAUGCCUGACAUAGAUUUCAACCUUGAUUCUUCUGUUGGCGACCACAAGAUUACCAGUGGACAUGUUGCAUUGCUCUUGGGCAAUCGGUUUAAGGCAGCCAUCCGAGAAACUUUAGUACUUCCAAAUUGUGAAAGUGUGUGCAUCCCAUGGAUGUUAGCAGAUAAGAAUGACUGGGUUCCCCAAAAAGUUGCUCCAUUUAUAUGGGUUAAUCAAGAACCUGUUAGUGAGUCCAGAAUUUGUGAUGCACCCAGCCAACUUGGGGAUGCAAAGAUACAACCUGAAUCAUGUAGGGGAAACAAGCAAAGACCCAGUGAUUAUCCCGAAGAAAAACAUGACAAAGCAGCAACUGAUGUAUCUGUUCAACAGCCAAACCAGAAGCCCUCAAAUGAGUCUGUAUCUUCUUCUCCCAGCUUAACUCCAUCGAAUUCCAGCAAUCAAUCUGCCGGCAGCCAGUCCUUGCAAGAUUUGAGGGCUCCACUUUCAAAGAAUGACGAAGCACAAGAAAUCUACAACGAGAACGGACCCAAUAACCCAGAGUAUCUACCAACAUCAAGGUCAGUAGCGAUAACAGAACAGACCUCGUUUGAUGAGGAUGUAAAACCUAAGAGAAUAGGAAGGAGAGAAAGGAUGAUGGGUUUGGGAAAGAAAAUGGGAGAAAAAUUUGAAGAAAAAAGGCGUCAUAUUGAAGAAAAGGGCAGGCACAUUGUUGAGAAGAUGCGAGGACCAUGAUGGUACUUGCACAUACUCUCUCCCUACUCCAGCUCCCUCUGCAUAGAGUCCAAAAUAUGAGGAAACCUGCUAUUUGACUAUUUGUUGUGAUUUAAAAGCUCCUUGGGCCAAAAGGUAACAAACAAAACUCAUUUGGUCUUUGUAAGAUAAAAUAUUGCACAGGACCCAAGGGUGAAUUCCCCCCCCCCCCCCUUUCCUGAUUAUCCAGAUGCUGUUUGGUUUAGAGAUUGUAUUCUAUCAA
Molecule: messenger RNA, 3050 nt
Organism: Nelumbo nucifera (sacred lotus)
Lineage: Eukaryota; Viridiplantae; Streptophyta; Magnoliopsida; Proteales; Nelumbonaceae
Cellular component (GO): endoplasmic reticulum
Molecular function (GO): lipid binding
Source: RefSeq, a predicted model, not a curated record